AUGCAAUCAUCUAUUGUUAUAUCCACACCAACUGCUGUGUUGCGGAAUUGUAUUAUGCAGGUGGUGCUUCAAAAAAGCGAGCCGUUUGUUUGUCAAUUCUGUACGACGAAAGAACGAAAGAAAAGAGGAUUACCGGAUCGUGGCGUGGAAAGAGAAUUGAAGACAGUCAUAGUCGCAUGCCAUUCGUGUUCAUGGAGUGGGUGUUAUCAAAAUUAUUUGGAUCAUUUACAACAACAGCAUGCUACAUUUGAAUGCAUUGAUUGUCAUGAACGAUUCAUCGCUAAAAAUUCUUUGCAAGAACAUCGACACGAAAUUUGUACACAUCGAUGUCUGAUAUGUGCAUUACCCAAUUGUCGAGAAUUGGUCAAAUGGAAUGAGAUGAAAGCGCACUAUCUCAGUAACAAGCACCAAAAAUUGUUCCUUAUGUUCGCUGUCGAGCACAUUAAUCAAGAAUCCAAAAGCGAAGAUACUUUGGGAAUGAUACAGAAUGAAUUUAAUGAAAUUCACAGAUCUGCUGAAACUAUUUUAUCCGUUACGGACAUUUUAUCCACCGAUUACAAACGCUUGGUGUCCGACUGGGACGAAAUGCGAACUGCUACUGAAGCACGAGAUGUGAAAUUGAACGAAGUAAGACAUCAAAGCAAUGCAAAUGAUGAACGUAUUAAAAAUUUAAUCACACUCCAAACUGUGUCAGAGACUGAAUUAGCAAAUAUCAAACGCAUGUGUCAAGAUAAACAAAUGCUUAUGAUAGACAAAGAUUCGAUUAUAAUACUUCAGUUCGUUUAUCCAGGUGCAGUACCUUUCUCGCUUGAAUCAAAUAAAUUCAGAACGUCUGAAUAUGGUUAUGUUUUCACGCUUCGUGUGUGUACAACAAGACAAUUUCAAGACGAGUACCUGUCCGUGUUUGUUACUCUGCACAGUGGAGACUUUGAUAAUGUGAUAUCGUUUCCGUUUUCCUAUGGCAUUCGCCUUCGUCUGGUAGAUCUAACAAAUCAAAAACAGCAUAUUGAACAUAUUUUGAAAUCUGAUGUCAACUCGCCUGUAGUUAGUCGACCACAAGAUGAAAAGAAUGACGAAUAUGGGAUCGUCAAGUUUUGUUCAAUGGACUAUUUAAGAGAUCCGCAAAGUGUUUACGUUAAAGAUGGUCGAUUGUUUAUUGAAGUGUUUUUCGAUUUUUUGAAAAAUGACGAGCCAUCAUCAACUAAGAUGAUAAUAAACUAG
Adineta ricciae is the source of this 1221-nucleotide messenger RNA. Lineage: Eukaryota; Metazoa; Rotifera; Eurotatoria; Adinetida; Adinetidae. The record is from the annotation of a GenBank genome assembly.